Messenger RNA from Colletotrichum truncatum, 1677 nucleotides. RefSeq names its product zinc finger protein. Gene Ontology annotation, cellular component: nucleus; Ste12p-Dig1p-Dig2p complex; Tec1p-Ste12p-Dig1p complex. The record is from RefSeq and is a predicted model, not a curated record. NCBI's taxonomy places the organism in Eukaryota, Fungi, Ascomycota, Sordariomycetes, Glomerellales, Glomerellaceae. Gene Ontology annotation, molecular function: DNA-binding transcription factor activity. Gene Ontology annotation, biological process: sexual reproduction.
AUGGACGCAACCAUGAUGACGGCUCAGGCAAUGGGACAAGCUCCCUUCCUCUACUACAGACCCGAGCCCAAGCCCGACACGUCAAGGCACCGUGGCCACUUCUCUCAACAGCCCAACAUGCCCCAGCACAUGGCCAUGUACCCCAUGGUUCCGACUCUGCCUUCAACACCCAUCUACUCGAGACCAAACUCUUCUUGCUCACAGCCCAUGGGUCCCACGCUGUACAGCAAUGGGCCCACGACCAUGACCCCCGUAGCUUCUCCUCAACCCAUGAGCAACAAGCCAGCAAUCAUGCUUGAGACUGAGAUUUGCGACGCGGAUGGUAUCUACUACCCGUCAACGCCGCCGCUGUCUACUUCCGGCAGUGCCAUCAGCAGCCCCAACAACAGCUGUGAGCUCCUGCAGACCCCGAUGAACCCCAUGUUCUCCGGACUGGAAGGCUUCGACGGUCUGGACAGCUUCAAGGAGACCCUGGAGGUGCCUGAGAACCUUGCCGUGGAUUGGUCCAGCUGCGGGUCUCCUCCGAUGACGCCUGUCUACCUGCAAAACCAAGUUGGCCAGGUCCCCUCGCUUAGCACCAACACUAGCGACCUCCUUUCCACAGCAUCUUGCCCUUCACUUUCUCCCUCACCCUCACCGUAUGCCAGAUCGGUCGCAUCUGAACAGGAUCUCGACUUUUGCGACCCGCGCAACUUGACUGUUGCUGCUGCUGCCCCCAACACCUCCAACCCGACUUUGGCCCCCGAGUACUCGGCAUUCGUUCUUAGUGACGAGCUCAGGGGUGAAGUUUCUGCCAAGACCCCUGUCACUGCCCCUUCUCACCAAACCUUUGAUUUCAACCCUGCCAUUCCACACGGUCUUCCUGCCUUCGAGGACCUGUCUGACUUGGAAUCUGAGGACGACUUUGUGAACGGCUUGGUCAACCUUGGUGACGCCACCGCCAUUGAAGUCCGUCGCCCUCGCGCCUGCACUGGCUCAAGCGUCGUCUCACUCGGUCACGCCAGCUUCAUUGGUGGUGAGGAGGACUUCAUCUUUGGCGAGGCUGAGGCGUCUGCUGCCUGCUUCCCCAGCCCUACCGCCUCCUGCUCUGAUAGCGACUGCCACCAGGACAAGCGCCGCAGGGUUGUCAAGAAGGAGUCUACCCCUGCUAUGACUUCCGCCGCCGGAUCUUCGCAGGCUGCCAACAGCGACAAGCAGUCCAACAGCCAGGCUGCUGCUUCCGACGUCAGCAGCUCUUCUGACUCUGAGUCACCGAGCGCGCCCCUUCCUGCCCCUGUUAACCGCCGCGGCCGUAAGCAGUCUCUCACUGAGGACCCUUCCAAGACCUUUGUCUGCGAACUUUGCAACCGCCGCUUCCGCCGCCAGGAGCACCUUAAGCGUCACUACCGCUCUCUUCACACUCAAGAGAAACCCUUUGAGUGUAACGAGUGCGGCAAGAAGUUCUCUCGUAGCGACAACCUGUCUCAGCACGCGAGAACUCACGGCAGCGGUGCUAUCGUCAUGGAGCUCGACGACUCUGGCGUUCACUCUUUCGACCACAGCAUGAUGGGACACCCUGAGGACUAUCAGCAUCUAGGCAAGGUUCUCUUCCAGGUUGCCGCCGAGAUCCCUGGCAGCGCCAGCGAGCUGUCAUCGGAAGAGGAGAACGGCAAGAAGAAGCGGAAGCGCUCCGACUGA